AAGAUUGAAGUAGUCCCAGACGCAAAGAGGAGGCAGUGGCGCAGCUAGUGCUGAUUCUCUCUUGCGUCUCAAACCCGAGUUGGAGCUAAGUUUACAGGGACCUCAGGAUGGCUUAGGGAGCAACUUCUUCUAUCCAAGUCAUCAUGUAUGGAAGCUGCCUUUUGGAAAAAGAAGCGGCCAUGUACCCAGGUACUCUCAGGAGCCCUGGAGGAGGCAGCACAACCGGGGUGGGCACCUCUGGGAGCAGUGGUAGUCCGCUGCCUGCCUCCAACUUCACUACGGCCCCAGCUUACCCACACUACAUGGGGUACCCUCAUAUGCCUAACAUGGAUCCCCACGAGCCUUCGCUGGGAGCCUGGAGCUCACCCUACAGUCCGCCUCGGGAAGACUGGAGUACAUACCCUGGGCCGUCCAGUACAAUGGCCACAGUACCCAUGAACGACAUGACCUCAAGCUCUACGGCUUUCGGCUCGCCAGACUACAGCAAUCUGGGCCCCACCAGCGGCGCAAGCAACAGCGGUAGCCUGCCAGCCCCCGCCAGUGAGUCAUUGGUCUCCAUCGACUCAGGCACCGUUGGUGCCAGUUCUCCCAGCAGGAGCCGCCACAGCCCCUACGCGUGGAUGCGCAAGACUGUGCAGGUGACCGGGAAAACAAGAACAAAAGAAAAGUAUCGUGUGGUUUACACCGAUCAUCAAAGGCUGGAGCUGGAAAAGGAAUUUCACUGCAAUAGAUACAUCACAAUCCGAAGGAAGUCAGAGCUGGCAGUUAACCUGGGCCUUUCUGAGAGACAGGUGAAAAUCUGGUUUCAGAAUCGCAGAGCCAAGGAGAGAAAGAUGAUCAAAAAGAAAAUCUCCCAGUUUGAGAACACUGGCGGUUCCGUGCAAAGUGACUCUGGCUCCAUCAGCCCUGGGGACCUGCCCAACACUUUUUUCACCACUCCAGCUGCUGUCCGUGGAUUUCAGCCAAUUGAGAUACAACAGGUCAUAGUCUCCGAAUGAAACAAGAGCAGAGAAACAGAAGCACCCUUCCCAUUGCAGUGUCUCUUUGGUCUCUAAGAUAUCAGCAGGGCAGUUGAGAUGGGAUGUAAUUCCUUAUAAGGCAGAAUUCCAAACAAAUGGACACACAAUGAGUUGGAGAUAUUUCAGAAGACUCUCCCAUUCAGAAACUCUCCCCAGAUAAUUCCUAUUCUACACUGUUAUAUGGGGGCUGGGCAGGAAGUUCAGUGAUAAGCUUUGCUACUUAAAAUCUAGACUCAGGAGCCCUUGCAACUUUCCUUACAAUUUCAGAAACUUGCUUGUACACAGAUUUUCAAACACAGUCCUGCCCAGAGGCACAUGCGCAUAUAUGCUCUUGUGUUUGUUAUUUGAUUCUGAGUGUUUGUGGUCUUUUUUAGGGGUAGGAGGAAAGUAAGCAGAAGUUUCUCUGUCUCUAGAUACCUUUUCAAACAGUCAUUAAAAACAUCCAGUUUUCUUAACAAGCUAAGUUUGUAAAACAGCAUCAGGAGGUUAUUACAAAUCUAUCGCCACUGGCUAAUAAAAAGGAGAUCAUUUUUCCCCUCGAAUAAAACUUGUCUGCCAUCAAAUACCUAAUCAUAGAACUUAGAAGAUAUAUCCAUUUCAGAUCUUGUCAGAACAAUGAAAUCAGACUAGAAUACCACAUGCCAGGUUAAUUGAGUCGAUAGCAAGGCAGACAGAUAUUCACCACACAGAAUAAACUGUCCUACACUGGCGUGCGCCACCACCUCCUGACAGGCCUCUAGUUUUAAGACAAUUACUUGUCUGGGGGUUGAAAAUAAGAACUGUGUCUUCCCAGUCCUUAAGAAAAUCUCAGAAAAGGGGCUUAUAGUUCCGAGGUUCCUACUGAGGAUACACCAAUUAGUGCUGAAAGAUUUAAGGAAAAGCCACUUCUGACAGGACCUCUUGGAAGUAUAUUCCUUCCAACACACGUGUGAAGAAGGCAUCAAUCACUCCAUUGUACUGAUAAGGAAAACGAGUUGUGAGCAUCAGGUCACUUUCCACAGACAUAAAAUAAGACAACUACAGAUGCUGAUGAGGACCUCUGCCUACAGAGGGGGAUCUUCCUCAGUUUGAAAGGAUAAGUCCAAAUUCAUUCCUAAUACAUAAAAGAUGCACCUUUGGCUGUAACAGUCGAUUUACCUGUA
This is a messenger RNA of Peromyscus maniculatus bairdii (prairie deer mouse), 2161 nucleotides long. It is a transcript of the gene Cdx4, whose product is annotated as caudal type homeobox 4. Gene Ontology annotation, biological process: embryo development; anterior/posterior axis specification; cell differentiation. The record is from RefSeq and is a predicted model, not a curated record. Gene Ontology annotation, cellular component: nucleus. Gene Ontology annotation, molecular function: DNA-binding transcription factor activity, RNA polymerase II-specific; RNA polymerase II transcription regulatory region sequence-specific DNA binding. NCBI's taxonomy places the organism in Eukaryota, Metazoa, Chordata, Mammalia, Rodentia, Cricetidae.